Molecule: messenger RNA, 590 nt
Organism: Callorhinchus milii (elephant shark)
Lineage: Eukaryota; Metazoa; Chordata; Chondrichthyes; Chimaeriformes; Callorhinchidae
Gene: ndufb7
Product: NADH:ubiquinone oxidoreductase subunit B7
Cellular component (GO): mitochondrion
Source: RefSeq, marked provisional
AAAGGCUGGCGUUUCCGGUGGCGGCGGUCGGUCGGGCGGGCUCAGGGUGACCCCACUGUGUGUCCGUGAGCGGCCAUGGGCUCUCACCUGGUGCGGCGGUACGUGACCGAGCGCGAGACCGAGCCCGACCCCAACAACCUGCCCACCUUCGACCCGCAUCUCGGCUUCCCCGAGAGGAAAGAGCGCGUGAUGGUGGCCUCCCAGCAGGAAAUGGACGAUGCAAGGAUUCCACUGGAGCAGCGGGAUUACUGUGCCCACCACCUCAUCAUGUUGCUCAAGUGCAAACGGGACAACUGGCCCAACUUCCUCGCCUGUAGCCACGAGAAUCACGAGUGGGAUUCCUGCCAGCACCAGGAUUACGUGAUGCGAAUGAAGGAGUACGAGCGGGAAAGGCGUUUGCUGAUGAGGAAGAAGAAACUGGAGGGGAUGGAGGCAGCGUAGUGGAAAUCCUGCCCCCGGUGACAGCUGUCCGAGAUCCCUGAUAAACCAGCGUCGCGGAGCAGUCUGUUUGCAUGACGUCUUGGUGAAGUGUCUGAACUGAAAUUCUUGUAUAUAAUUGUAACUGUGAUAAAUAAAGAUCCCUCUACGAG